UAUUGAAACACUUGGGCGGGACUUGUUUUAGUGUUCAUGAAUUAGCUCGCUGAUUCUUCUUGUUAUCGCGUGUGCACUUUUAUCGUACUAUGUCUUACGACUAUAAUGAGAAUAAUCUUGUAGAUGAGUUUCCGUCUAUGGCUAUCCAUUCAAACGGAUCAGAUGGUGGUGGUGCCAAACUUUAUGUGCCUCCUCAUUUGCGCAAUCGUGGGACAUCGAAUGGUCUCGCUGAAUCUGUAAAUGAUUUUAGUCAAUUUAGUCGCCCAUCCCGUGGCACUGGUGAUAACUUUCGUGGACGUCCUUUUCGUGGUUCGUACAGUAAUAGAGGAUCAAAAGUUGGAAACGAAAGGCAACAAUCUGACUCAAGGUGGUCAAGCUUCAACAUGAAUAUUCAGUCACGAGGUGGUCAUUCUACUUUAGGGUCAAGUGUUCCCAGACGCAGUUGGAAUUCAUUCACCGAAGAUUGGACUCAACAAUUGCCACGAAACGAGCGUACAGAACAAGAGCUUUUCAAGAAAGUGAGCGCGGGGAUAAACUUUAACCAAUACGACAACAUUCCUGUGAACGCAACUGGGCCAAACUUUAACGACAGUGCAUCAACCAUAUCUUCAUUUACCGAACUUUCACUUCAUAAAAUUGUACGUGAUAACGUUGAAUUGGCCAAUUAUGAGCGUCCUACACCGGUACAAAAACAUGCUAUACCAAUAAUUGCAUCAGGUCGGGACCUAAUGGCAUGUGCACAAACUGGUUCAGGAAAAACUGCUGCAUUCCUUAUUCCAAUCUUAAAUAACAUGAUUAAGCAAGGUCCUGGUGAUUCUAUAAGCGCCACUAUAAACAACAACCGAAGGAAACAGUUCCCUGUAGCUCUUAUACUGGCUCCAACUCGCGAAUUAGCAUCACAGAUUUUUGAUGACGCCCGAAAGUUUUCCUAUAGAUCUCUUAUCAGACCAUGUGUUCUUUACGGUGGUGCUGAUAUGAGAACGCAGUUGAUGGAGUUGUCCGAAGGCUGUAAUCUGUUAGUUGCCACCCCAGGUCGACUAAGUGAUGUUUUAGAACGGGGUCGGGUCGGCUUAGACUACUGUCGGUUCCUCGUUCUUGAUGAAGCUGAUCGUAUGUUAGACAUGGGGUUCGAACCACAGAUUCGUCGUAUUGUAGAGCAAGAUGCUCUCCCACCUUCCGGCGAGCGACAGACACUUAUGUUCUCGGCAACUUUCCCCAAUGAAAUUCAGAUUUUAGCAAAAGAUUUCUUAAACAAUUAUAUAUUUUUGACCGUUGGACGUGUUGGAAGUACGAGUGAAAAUAUUACGCAAACGAUACUUUGGGUUGAGGAGAAUGCUAAACGAGAUACUCUAAUCGAUUUGCUUGCUCAUUCAGAAGCAGGUACACUAAUAUUAGUUUUUGUUGAAACAAGACGGGGUGCAGAUGCUCUUGAAAACUAUUUGUACUCACAGAAGUUUCAAGUUGCUAGCAUACAUGGGGAUCGUACUCAGGAAGAUCGAGAAUUAGCGUUGUCUUGUUUCCGUUCGGGAAGAACACCAGUGCUCGUUGCAACAGCUGUUGCAGCUCGUGGUUUGGAUAUUCCAAAUGUCAAAACUUAUAUUCAUCUAUGUUCUACUCUUAAAAGUUUAAAAUUACCCAUAUUACCCCCCUAACUUGCUUUGAUAAUUCUAUGUAUCCGUUUUCUAUUUUUACACUGCUUAAACACAUUCCCUUUAUUCGUUGAAUGCUGCACUUGUCGUUACAUAUUACAUAUUUAAUUCAUAUUCCCUAUGCACUCCUAAGAUAUCUAUGUAUUUAUAUAAGUUGUAUGCCUACAUUACUUAAAGAACGUUUGCCAUAUCAGUUCAUUCUUAAUAGAAUCUUGGCGAAACUAUCCGAUAUUCUACCAUUUAAGCGAGAGUUUUAUUUGCAAAAAAUAUUCUCCGAUUUAGUUCAGUGAAUCUAAUUAUUACACUUAUAUUUUAGAUACAAAUCCUAUAGACUCAUACAGUUUACUGAUUCAUUUCCUUUAGUUGUGCGGAAAAUAUAUCUGCACGUCCGAAGUAUAAAUAUGCUUACGAAUUAUAGCUUAUUAAUUUGAUUCAUGGUAGGUCUGUUCAUUUAGGUGAACUCGCAAAAAAACAGUACAAGAAGUAAAGGAGUUGGUAAUCCAGGAGAUCUAUUCUACUGAUAGGUAUUUGUACCUAUUUCGACACAAGACCAAUAGAUCAUAAAUCUUGAUACGGUACCACGACUCCGAGGCAUUUUCAAACAAAUCACUGUGAUGAUAAUAGCACAUGCGUUUGCGACCACACAUACUUGCUAUGAAAACAAACUGCUCACUCAGAAUUCAAUAUAAUCACGUAAAAACGGAAUUGAUUGGGUGCUUCCAACUUUCGCAUAUUCUCUACCCAUGUGGAGUUAAGUUAUACAACUCAAUCUACUGAACAAUUGAACUCCAGUUUAGACACACACUCGACCUAUAUUUCAUGUGACUCGAACUCGCGAAAGUUAGGCAAACAUCUUCAUGCAAAAAUCAUGUUGGCAACCAGCCUAUCGACACUGAUAUACUAUUGUUAACUCACUUAAGGAUUUUGGUUUGUUUGCUUAACUUUGAGACACGGUGUGGGAGACUGACAAUACCCAGUUAAUCAAACCAAAGUGAGUGAAUCGGGGUUAAAACCUGCCAUUUGUUAACUAAAAGUUAGUCGCCUUAACGACCGAUGAAACUUCUAGCCUAACUGCAGUGUUUCAGAGGGGAAAUAUUGUAGUGAGUCAAGCUGGUCGUAGUUUAUAUUAACUGGGGGGAGACAGUCUCAAGAGGUCUAAACUCAGAUUUAAAAAGCCCAGCCAUGUAUCCCUGUGUACCAAUCGGUAUAUAUGCGACUUUUGAUUUGCUAUGGGAUUUUUUGGCAGCGAAACUGUGAAGUGAUGAAUAUUUAUUGUUUGGGGGUAAACUGUAGUGAAGGUACAAAUUGACAAUUGCGUACGCGUAAAGUGCAGUUGUCGCACCUGCCCAACUACCAGUUAUUUCAGUAUACAACGCUGUGGUCGGUUUUGACCCUAUCAUCUGAAACCUUUAACUGUUGAUUUACAUCACUUCCAAGUCCAUAUUUCUCUAGACCAACUCGAACGAAAAACAGUAAGCCGAGAGUAUGUCAUUGUUUAACUAUUGUUAAUCCACCUGUCCAACCACAUCUAAGUUACAAACACAGUUAUGUUUUUGUGUGCUCCAGAAUAUACAAUAGUUUUAUUCU
Messenger RNA from Schistosoma rodhaini, 3236 nucleotides. NCBI's taxonomy places the organism in Eukaryota, Metazoa, Platyhelminthes, Trematoda, Strigeidida, Schistosomatidae. The record is from the annotation of a GenBank genome assembly.